This is a messenger RNA of Oncorhynchus nerka (sockeye salmon), 1206 nucleotides long. RefSeq names its product melanocortin receptor 4-like. Gene Ontology annotation, molecular function: melanocyte-stimulating hormone receptor activity. The record is from RefSeq and is a predicted model, not a curated record. Gene Ontology annotation, biological process: regulation of metabolic process; adenylate cyclase-activating G protein-coupled receptor signaling pathway. Gene Ontology annotation, cellular component: cytoplasm; plasma membrane. Lineage: Eukaryota; Metazoa; Chordata; Actinopteri; Salmoniformes; Salmonidae. The transcript has a single exon. Bases 84 to 1103 code for a protein of 339 amino acids.
CAGAAACCCUCUAGACGGAUUAAGGGAAUAAUGAAGAAAGAAGUAAACUGAAGAGUACUGACUGAAGAGUUCCUACAAAAACAAUGAAUGCCACACACCAGCAUCACCAUGGAUCAUUUCACCUAUGGAACCACAGCUCUGGAGCUCCGCCUCUAAGCCAUCAACAGCACCAAGCCGGAGCGGAGAGACACCAUGGUUCGUCUGGGUGUUACGAGCAGCUGCUAAUCUCCACCGAGGUCUUCCUCACGCUGGGCAUCGUCAGCCUGCUGGAGAACAUCCUGGUCAUCGCCGCCAUCAUUAAGAACAAGAAUCUGCACUCUCCCAUGUACUUCUUCAUCUGUUCCCUGGCCAUGGCCGACAUGCUGGUCAGCGUCUCCAAUGCCACCGAGACCAUUGUUAUGGCAAUGAUCACUGACGGAAAUCUGGGGAUUGGUGGCGGCGUGAUCAAGAGCAUGGACAACGUGUUUGACUCCAUGAUCUGUAGUUCCCUGCUGGCGUCUAUCUGGAGCCUGCUGGCCAUCGCCGUGGACCGUUACGUGACCAUCUUCUACGCGCUGCGCUACCACAACAUCAUGACCACGCGCCGGGCCGCCGCCAUCAUCACCAGCAUCUGGACCUUCUGCACCGUGUCGGGCGUCCUCUUCAUCGUCUACUCUGAGAGCACUACCGUCCUCAUCUGCCUCAUCAUCAUGUUCUUUAGCAUGCUGGUGCUCAUGGCCUCGCUGUACGUCCACAUGUUCAUGCUGGCGCGUCUGCACAUGAAGAGGAUCGCCGUUCUGCCGGGAAACGGCCCCAUCUGGCAGGCAGCCAACAUGAAGGGGGCCAUCACCCUCACCAUUCUCUUGGGGGUGUUCAUAGUGUGCUGGGCUCCUUUCUUCCUCCACCUCAUCCUCAUGAUCUCCUGCCCUAGGAACCCCUACUGCGUGUGCUUCAUGACCCACUUUAACAUGUACCUCAUCCUCAUCAUGUGUAACUCUGUCAUUGACCCGCUGAUCUACGCCUUCAGGAGCCAGGAGAUGAGGAAAACCUUCAAGGAGAUCUUCUGCUGUUGGUAUGGUCUCGCCUCUCUGUGUGUUUCUCUAUGUGAAAUGCCCAGCAGAUAGUGAAUCUUAUGGAGAUACUGCAUGUGAACUGUUUAGGGAAAAGGUGAACAGUUUAAAAGAAACAUAAUUAUAUUAUUUGUAAAUAAGGACAUAUUUUUGUCUU